Molecule: messenger RNA, 1776 nt
Organism: Dendrobium catenatum
Lineage: Eukaryota; Viridiplantae; Streptophyta; Magnoliopsida; Asparagales; Orchidaceae
Exons: 9
Coding region: 175-1173 (332 amino acids)
Cellular component (GO): membrane
Source: RefSeq, a predicted model, not a curated record
CUUAAUGAUGGUGUAUGCUUUACUUCAAUCUACAUAUUUGCAUGAAUUUUGAUUGCGACAGAUUCUUCUUCUGAAAACCUUCGCAAGUCAAGCAUCUUCUUUCACCCAACCGCUUAAUUCCUUCCACUAAGCAACGGGUAAGGAGGAAAAUCAAUAAAUUCUUGGCAUCCUACCAUGGUUUCCAAUACCAUGGAUCGUUCCUACUGGAUCAACUGGAGAUUCAUGUUGUGUGCAAUAUGGGUGCUUUCCUCUAUGGCGGGGGCUUCUAUUUUGGUAUGGAAAUAUGAAGGUUCUAAACCUGAUGGGACAGUGGAAGGAGAGGUUCAACAUAGAAAUAUGGGGGCUUCAUACGAGGAUGAGGCUUGGAUGCCCUGUCUUAGUACAAUUCACCCUGUUUGGCUGCUGCUUUUUCGGGUGAUUGCAUUUUUGGUAUUUGUGGCGCUGCUUGUUGUUAACGUUGUUGUGGAUGGAGCUUCCAUAUUGUUCUACUAUACUCAGUGGACUUUCAUGCUGGUUACAAUUUAUUUUGGGCUUGGCUUGUUGCUGUCUGCUUAUGGGUGCUAUCAAUACAUAAAUAAAGUUUCUGGUGAUAGCAUUGACCGUAUGAGGUUGGAUUCUGAGCAUAGCUCAUACAUUUCUUCUAUGAAUGGUGAAGCUUCAAAUGGCCCUCAUACAAUGAAGAAUCCUUUAUCUCAAGAUCACCAGAACAAUCGAAAACCUGCAGGUUUAGGUGGAUAUCUCUUCCAAAUUAUCUAUCAGACAAAUGCAGGUGCUGUCAUGCUUACGGAUUUUGUCUUUUGGCUUAUCAUAUUUCCGUUUCUAGCCAUUAAAGAUUAUGACCUCAAUUUUCUACAAAUAGGAAUGCACUCAAUAAAUGCUGUCUUCCUCCUUGGUGACACUGCCCUGAACUGUUUGCAAUUCCCUUGGUUUCGAAUUGCAUAUUUCCUGUUAUGGACAUCAAUUUACGUGAUUUUUCAAUGGGUAUACCAUAUUUGCAAAUCAAUCUGGUGGCCCUAUCCAUUCCUUGACUUGUCAUCAGCUCAUGCCCCUAUCUGGUACUUCGCCGUGGCAGUUCUUCAUGUACCUUGUUAUGCUCUCUUCUCUUUGAUAAUGAAGCUGAAGCACUGCUUGUUUAUGAGAUGGUUUCCUCAGUCAUAUUAUCUGGCAAGUUAGAGAACUAAUGCAACCUUUACAGUGUCUCAUGGCAAUGAGAGGGUCUCUCUACCAGUUUUGUCAGAUUAUUCCAAAGAUUCAAAAAAGAACCUCUCUCUCUCUCUCUCUUUCUCUUCUGAUGACAGAUCCAAGGAGGAAUCUGCUUGAGAAGAAUGGACCAUUAGCUCGACCCUACAGCUACAUCUAUACUCGAUUUUUUAGUGUAAAAAUUUGAGUUUUUUGAGGUGUUUAUAUAGUUACUGAAUACAUAGUCUACUUCCAGCAACACCAAUUGUGCCUGGGAGAUAUGUAGUUAAUUAUGCAUUAGAUGCUUAGAGGAGCAGGAAAGAGGUUUUUUUCAAGGUGGUCAUGCAGCUCAACAAAAACUAUUGAUGUGAAAGCGUCGAAGUGGACAUCUAAAGCUCUCAAGGAUCUGAUUGAAAUUAGAAUCUUUAAAUUUCAAGUAUAUUUUCUUCAUUGAGAAUCUUCAUUAAGGAUUUGUUAUCCUAAGCCUUUCUCUACUGAACAUUAUAGUUAUUGGAGUUGGCAGUCUUUCUGUUGGACUGUUGAAUUUGGACUGAAUAUUUAUUAUCUUUUAAAUGAGAAGAAAAAUUUGAAGUUUCC